This is a messenger RNA of Acanthochromis polyacanthus (spiny chromis), 4911 nucleotides long. RefSeq names its product claspin. The transcript is spliced from 24 exons. Gene Ontology annotation, molecular function: anaphase-promoting complex binding. Gene Ontology annotation, biological process: mitotic DNA replication checkpoint signaling; activation of protein kinase activity; mitotic G2 DNA damage checkpoint signaling. NCBI's taxonomy places the organism in Eukaryota, Metazoa, Chordata, Actinopteri, Pomacentridae. Bases 534 to 4397 code for a protein of 1287 amino acids. The record is from RefSeq and is a predicted model, not a curated record.
CUUUAAAAAUAAUCCAUAAACAGCAUGUCAUAUUUCAAUCUUAAGAGGGGGGAAGUGUUAGCUGAAUUUAUCCACCAUGUGUUGUUUUUGUUCAGUGUUUUCUUUCUUUCUUUCUUUCUUUCUUGAUGAACUCAGAUCUCUUCCUCCAGUCAUCAGUCAGAGAGCUCUUUAUCGCCGCCCGCCUGAGUGUCCCGGUACUUACAGCGAGCUUUCACUUAAACUGUGUCGUCAGAGAGGGCGGACAAAAAGUCCCGAACGGACCAAUCAGAAAGCGAAAAUCAGUCGAUUGACACUUCGGGGACGAAAAACUGCCGGCCAGCUGUCACGGCGCGCGAAAGAUCAAAUCAGCUCCCGGUGCUGCUGAACAGGCGGGAGGACCGAGAAUUGACCGGACAAUCACUGCCAAUGUGCUUUCGGACGCCGAAAUAACGCUUUACUCCCACCGAGGCUCACUUUGCAGGCUGCCGCGGUCCGACGAAGCUCCGUGUGUGCCGAUUUAUUCCCGCUGAAGACGGUGCAGCUCGCGGACAGAGAUGAGCCUGGUGGUUCCUCAACAGCAGGCUGAUCCAAUUCCUGCUGUGGUCCAGACCUCCACAGAGAGCGAUUCAGACAGCGGGAUGGGAUCUCCUGCCGAGGAGAUGGUCACAGAGACGACCACCGAAAGAGAAGAACUUCCAGAUUCUGAUGAUGAUGAGGACGUCGUGGCUCACAGGAAGCCUCACCGCAACGCCAUCAAAGACAGCGACAGCGAGGAAGAGGAGGCAGAGAACGGCGUCAGCAUGGCCCAAGCUCUGGUUCUAUCCACCUCCAGCGGAGACGAGAUGGACACCGGAGAGGGGGAAGAGAAGGACGAGAGGAAAGAAAAGGGAGUGAAGAAGAACAGAAUCAGCCGAGCUCCUGCUGACAGCGAAGAAAGCGAAGCUGAACGAGAGGAAGGAGAAGAAACCGAGGAGCCGAAGAAGGAAGUGAAGUCAACGAAAGAUCGGAAGAAGAGGGAGAAGAGCCAGAGACAUCGAGAGAAGAAGGAAAAACGAAGCAAAGCGGUGGAAAAACUGAAGAAGAAAGAGAGAUUCUCCAGAAGAGAUGAAGACUCACCUCUUCCUCGGGCUCUGAAUGACAGCGGCUGUCAGCUGGGCGACACAGAUCUGUACGACGCCGGUCUGGAUGAGGAGGAGGAGUCUCUGGAUGCCAUCAGAGCUGCAGUCAAACAGAAGAUGAAGAAACACAAGGAUCCUCUCCUGGAUGAGGAGGAAGAUGAAGAAGCACCAGAGAAACCCCAGCGUGUGGAGAGGAAGGCGGCUCGAGCCAGCAAAGAGGCGAUGAAGCAGCUGCACAGCGAGGCUCAGAGGCUGGUCAGAGAGUCGAUGCUGGGCCUGCCCUACCACAUCCCUGAACCCAAGACCAUCGACCAGUUCUUCAGGAGGAGAACCAGGCCUGAGGGUCCUGCCAUGGCUCUGCUCAAAUCUACAAAGUACUCAGAGAUGAUGCUGGAGGCUCCAUCAGCUCCUCCUGCUGCUCCUCCUGCUCCUCCUCCAGCUGAACCCCAGCAGCAGGACCCUCCUCCUCCUCCUCCUCUGGAUCUGUCCUCCUCUCAGAUCCAGCCUUUGCUUCCACCUGCAGCCACGUCGUCCCCCCAGCAGGAGGACCUCGUCCAGCCCAGAGGAACCCCCCAGACCUCCGACCCUGAGCAGGAGUCCGGCCCGAUGCUGUUCCUCUCUGAGAGUCUGCAGGAGUCGGCCCCAGACGCUGAAGGGAGACCUGCUCCUGGUUCUGGAGAGGAAACCUCCACCGCCCUGAAAACAGAGCCUCAUCCUGGAGGUUUGGUUGAACAUGAAGCUCCUCAGAGUCUGAAUGUUUCUCCAUCUCCAGCAGAAGGUUCAGCGCAGCAUCAGACCAAGCAGAAGAAGGACAGACUGGCCCGGCUGAAGGAGCUCGGACUGGAUCCUCCUCCUGUGGCCAGACUGAGUCCAGACGACGGAGCGUUUGUUCAGCUGGAGGUGAAACAGAACAACCCCGCCCUGGAGGCCCUGAAGCAGCGCUACCUCCGUCAUGUUCAGCCUCCAACACGACCUCCAGGAGAACGGACGGUGCAGCUCACCAUCAUCCGUAAAGACCAGGAGGAGCUGCUCUCUGAGUCCGUUAGCGUCACCAUGAAGGAGGGGACGGAGGAGCCGGCCACCUCCAAACCAGAGAAGCUGCUGGGUCUGCAGCAUCGCCUGCAGCUCGCCAUGGCCCAGAGGAGGAAACAGGAGAGGGCACGCAAGGCCGAGCUCCACCGCCUCGACAACGAGGACUGUGGGGAGGAGGAAGAGGAGGAGGAGGACAUGACGGAUGAGUCAGACGAAGAGGAGGGCGUGGAUGACUUAUUAGGAGGGGAUGAUGGAGAGGAGGAGGAGGAACAGAGCAUCAGGAGUCCUUCUCCUGUGGCGCUCAGCGAACCUUCACAGACUCCUGAUCUGGUCAACACCGACGGCACACUGAUGCUGUUUAACGGCAGCUCCUGCUCUCGUACCGGGGAUGGUGUCAGAAGGUCUGGACCUCCUGGACAUGACAGCAGCAAUAAGAUGGAAGAGGACGAUUGUCUGUCUCUGGUGAAGGAGAACAGCCACAACAGCAGCUUUGAGCUGGCCGCCUCCAUGAUCACGUCCUACCAGCCAAUCAACAACCAGCGCUCUGCAGGGAGAGGGAUCUCCACCUCCUCCAUCUUCCGUUCUCCUUCACCCUGCCUCUUCAGGCCCAGCUUCCUGGGAUCUGCUUCCAGGAGUUCAGGUAAACUCUCAGAGCCGUCCCUCUGCCUCCCCGUUGAGGACUCCCAGGACCUCUACGCCCCUCCGUCCCCCGGUGCUGAUUCUGGUCCUCUGGGUGGAGCCGGUUCUGGUCCGGGUUUAGGAGACUCUCAGGGUCGGUUCUCCCUGGAGGACGACACUCAUUCCCAGCUGCUGGACGCCGACGGCUUCCUGAACGUCGGCCCGCGACCCGGAGCUCCUCGGUCCCACAAGAGGCAGCUGAUCCUGGACAGCCUGGACGAGAACGCCAUGGACGCCAACAUGGGGGAGCUGCUGGGGCUGUGCUCGGGGGUGUUUGGGUCGGCAGAGGGCGGUAAAGGCGGAGGUCUGGGGGCAACGCAGGAGGACGAGCUGCUGGGGUUGUGUUCAGGAGCUUUUCCUCCCACUCAGGCUGCAGAGAAGACGACUGAAGCAGUGGAGCUUAGAGAGGAUGAAGGGUCUGAGAACACCAUGGACCAGCUGCUGGGGCUCUGCUCAGGAAAGUUCCCUAGUCCAGGUUCUGCUCAGACGGCUUCACCAGCACAUGACAGUAAAAAGAAGCUGGAGGAGGAGGAGGAGGAGGAGGACUGUGAGUUCAGACUUCUGUCAGAUGUAGAAAGUGAGCAGGAGGAGGAGGAUGAAGGAGACGUCAGUGAGGAGGAGAACGAUGAGGUUGAAGAGGAGGAGAUGCAGGCGGUGUUCACGCCUCACAGAGUCAAGAAGAAGAAGAAGAAGAAAAUGCGUCUGACCGACUACGUGGACUCAGAGGCUGAGCUGUCGGGCAGCGAUGUGGGCAGCGAGGACGAGGACGCCGACCGAGGCAGCGAGUACGAAGAGGAGGAGCUUCUGGAGGAGCUUCCCUCUGAUGAAGAGCUGCAGGACCAAGUCAACAAGAUCCACAUGAAGCAGAUCAUGGACGAUGACAAGCGUCGCCUCCGGCUCUAUCAGGAACGGUACCUGGCUGACGGGGAUCUGCACUCUGACGGGCCGGGAAGAGCUCGACGCUUCCGCUGGAAGAACAUCGACGACGGAUUCAACUUGGACCGGAUGGGAGCAGAGGAGGAGGGAGAGGAAGAUGAAGAUGUGGACCAGACCGAGGUCCAGAGGAGGAAGGAGAGGCUGGAGAGAGAGCAGUGGCUCAGAGAACAGUCUGAACAAAAAGCCAAGAAAGGAGAAGAUGUGGAGGCCGACGACGAGAAGAUGGGAGAUGAAGACAGUCGCUUCAUGAAGCUGGCCAAGAAGCUGACGGCAAAGAGUCUGCAGAGGAAAGAGCCUCCAGCGGCGCCUCAACCAGAGAAGACCUCCACCCUGAAUCCCUUCCAGAGACCCUCCCAGCCCGCUCAGCUGAGGAGAGGUUCCCUCCUCAGCCAGCCUCAGUCCGUCCUCCAGAAACUGGCCUCCAUCUCAGGAGGAAACCCUCUGGCUCCCAGAAACAGCCGAGGAUUCCUGUUCCAGACGCUUUCACCGGAGAAGGUGGAGACCACGUCAGACGGCCCUCACAAACCGAUGAUGAAGAAACGAGGUCAGCAGGAGGCCAUGAAUCCAUCAGCCAAGAGGAUCUGCAGAGAAAACCAACCAGCAGCUCCAGCUAAACCUUCUCAGAGGAGCAUCUUCAGCUUCCUGGACCACUGAGGAGCUCCACCCAGACCCAGUGAGGAGCUCCACCCAGACCCAGUGAGGAGCUCCACCCAGACCCAGUGAGGAGCUCCACCCAGACCCAGUGAGGAGCUCCAUCCAGACCCAGUGAGGAGCUCCACCCAGACCCAGUGAGGAGCUCCACCCAGACCCAGUGAGGAGCUCCACCCAGACCCAGUGAGGAGCUCCACCCAGACCCAGUGAGGAGCUCCACCCAGACCCAGUGAGGAGCUCCACCCAGACCCAGUGAGGAGCUCCACCCAGACCCAGUGAGGAGCUCCAUCCAGACCCAGUGAGGAGCUCCAUCCAUCCUCCUCCAGUAGGACUCAGAAGCAGGUUUUUUCUCCUCCAGCUCUUCUCCGUUUCCGUUUUAAAUCCGUUCUGAGGGUUUUUCUUGCGGCUCCAUUUAAAGAUGUUUUAUCGUGUAAAUAGACUGAUUCUGUUUUUAACAUUUCGUUUUUUUCUGUAUGAAAUCGUUUUACUUUGUAAAUAAAAGUGUAUUUUAAGACUC